AUGGCUCCGCCCUUCCGCGUCACUUGGGCUCGAAUAACUGACAGAACAAUGCUAUACAAUAGCCUCGAGCGGGUCCAGCCGUGGUUAGAUGACUGGCUGCGCGUUGUCGAAGCUUAUUCUGGCAAAUCUCUCAGCAAGCCGGAAGAUCGACUUCCCGCGAUUGCCGGUGUGGCGGCGCACUUUCAGCAAAACAUACGCCGGCCCGACCAGUUUCUCAGCAGCUAUGUAGCUGGAAUGUGGUUUUGUGAUCUUAAGAGAGGGCUUUCAUGGAAGCCGUCCUUCGACCUUGGUACACCUAGACCAGCGAAAGACAAAGGCUGGCCUCCGCCCCUCAGGAAUUCUGCGACAUUCAACGCUAUUCCGGAAACACAAUCUGAGCCCCUAUCCGUGUGGCUUCCGUCCUGGUCAUGGAUAUCAGUUGAUGAUCGUGUGCGGUACCCUUACGCCAGAGGUUCCUCCGCAAGGCCAACUGUGAUUGGAAUGGGCGGCAUGGAAUAUCUCAAUCCGAAAUCUCAGAAUUUCGACGAUAUAUCGGUUCCUGACACGCCUCUUGAACCAUUCUUCGGCCGCACCUCGCUCAAGACUGACUUCGAAUUUGGGGAGCUCGAAUGGGGGGUUAUUGGCCUCACAAACUACGCUGUUGAGACUGUGGUAUCCGAAAAACAUCUCAUCAAAGAUUCGAUUAUUGUGACUGGAAUUCCCAAGUGCUAUUCGAUAUUCAAACAAAGCACCAACCCGUUCAAAAUCACCAGGCGGUCAGAGCCAUCGGCCGGCGGCGUCAUCGUCAUGGAUACGAGCCCAGCUCAGCUUCCAAAAACAAAGUUGUAUUGCUUGAGACUCGGCAACUCCAAGAGUCUGUUCAACAACGAAAACUUGGUUGAAAUUGGUCUAGUCCUAUUGGAGACGCCCUACAAGUCCAUGACUGGACUUAGUUCACGCUGGCAUUCGAGAUCUGGUCCGGUGGUACAAAGAGUUGGCUUUUUUGAGAUUGGCAUGUGGGACAAGCAAUGGGUUAGAAACGCUCGGCAAAGAAACUUCUAUAUCAUAUAG
Messenger RNA from Colletotrichum acutatum, 1050 nucleotides. RefSeq lists its product as uncharacterized. NCBI's taxonomy places the organism in Eukaryota, Fungi, Ascomycota, Sordariomycetes, Glomerellales, Glomerellaceae. The transcript has a single exon. The record is from RefSeq and is a predicted model, not a curated record. Bases 1 to 1050 code for a protein of 349 amino acids.